ACAAAACAUGUUUCACACUGACUUCACCCCACGUGUGAGCUUCCACCUGGCAAUAUUUUUGGUUUGUUGGAUGCCCUCGUUCACCAGGAUUAGCAGUGAAGUUCAUUCCUUAGAUUUGGCAACACUUGCGAUCAAAAUUCUGGAGUUCCAAGAUCAUGAAAAACGCCGAAUGGAUGGUAGUUGUUGUGGAAAUAUGACGGACGCAGACAAUGCUUUGUGUUUUGCUCAAUGUUCAUUGGAAUUCCGAAUUUGUUUGGAGCCAUUCGGUAUACAAGUCUCGGUAACCGAUCAUGCGCCGUAUGGCGGGCCAUGCGUGUACGGUCAUGCUAGAACGGGACACUGGGGAAAUACAGACACUGUUUACACCUUCUCCGAGGCACAGGCAUAUGUAAUCAAUAUCACCACCCCGUGGCCGCGCUCAUUCACUGUUAUUCUGGAGGCUUAUGAUUUGCAAAAUAUGGACGAGAAGUAUCUGAUCAGCAGGAUUGUUCACCAUAGCCUGCUGAGACCAGUCGCAAACGCCAUAGACCCAGUCAAAGGUCAACCGUCCGAGUGGCAUCACGUGACAACCGCCACACAGUUUUCGGGUUACACAUUCAGCAUGCGUCUGGCUUGUCGCCCGGACUUGUAUAACAACACAUGCACAAAGCUCUGCUUGAAGAACAGUACGCAAUACACUUGCGACGCCAACGGGGACAAGGUUUGUGAACCGGGCUGGAGUGGAACAAAUUGUGAUAUCGCCAUGUGCAAAAUGGGCUGCCAUUCAACGCAUGGACGUUGCAGCCAACCCGGAGAGUGCGAAUGUGCGGUCGGUUGGCAGGGCCCGUAUUGCGACGAAUGUGUAAAAUAUCCCGGGUGUAAACACGGAGUGUGCGAUCAGGCGCCGUUCACGUGCCGUUGUCUACCCAACUGGGGUGGUCCCUUUUGUGACCAAGACCUGGAUUAUUGUGCCCGGCACAAACCAUGCAGAAACGGUGGAAUAUGCAGGAAUACCAACUCCACAAUGAACCCGUUUAGUUGCAGUUGUACUCGGGAGUACACUGGUGAUCUUUGUGAAACAAAACUACCUGCCUGCUCAUGGAAUCCUUGCAAACGCGGACGAUGUGUUCCCAGAGGCACAGAUGAUUACCAGUGUGAGUGCGAUCCAGGGUGGCGCGGCGACCAUUGUGAAGAAAACAUAGAUUACUGCCUUCAAAACACUUGUCUCAAUGGUGGCACCUGCCAAGAUCUGGACGGGGUCGGAUUUCGUUGCCUUUGUCCACCAGGAUUCAAAGGAUCCAACUGCCAACUGAGAUCACCUUGCGGCAACUCUCGGUGUGUCCAUGCAAGGGAUUGCACACCGCUGAUUCCACCGGUAAACGGCAGCGAUUAUUACUGUAUCUGUCAGCCAGGGUGGACAGGACAGUUCUGUGAACAAAAUGUGGACGACUGCGUGGACAAAUGUCAGAAUGGCGGAAAGUGUCAAGUAAGUGUCAGUCGUUUUGCUCUGGCAUACGUUAAAGAGAAAUGCUGCCAUCCGGACAAUCGAGCAUGCGUCAACGAGACAUUAUGCCAGAAUAGAGCGACGUGUAUUGAUAUUGGGGACAGUUUCAACUGCCUAUGUCGACCCGGAUUCGAUGGACAAUAUUGUGAAAAUGACAUAAAUGAGUGCAACUCAAUGCCAUGCUAUAAUAACGGGACCUGCAGAGAUUUGAUCAAUUCAUACGAAUGCGAAUGCCCAAAAGGAUUUAUCGGUCCAGACUGCCGCAUAAACAUCGACGAAUGUGCAACCAACCCCUGUGCGUUUGGAGCCACUUGUGUCGACAAAGUCGCAGAUUAUCAGUGCAUCUGUCCACCUGGCAGACAUGGCAAGAACUGCGACGAUGUUCUUGUUCUACAACCACCGAAGCCGCCUGCGUGCAAUUUCCAGGAUCGAAUCUAUGAUCACAAUGAAUCGUGGACGUACAAUUGUCAAAAAUGUCACUGCAACACAGGCCAAGUGAUCUGCGAGGACGACUUCUGUGGAUACUGGUCUUGUGUCCAAGCAGUCGGGCAAUCCGACCGAUUCGCAUGCAAACCUGGAGAAGUGUGUCAGAUACUCACCUCGGGAUUCGAAGGAGAGUGCUUCGUCCCUCCGUGCUAUCUGAGGACCGUUUGCCUGAACACAACUCGAUCGAUCCCAGUACAAUUACGUGAGCUGCUUCCGACGACUCAGACAGAAGCAGCUGCUCCAGGAUGUCGACCGAACGCUGCUCAGUUGACAAAUCGUUGCGCACGUAUUGAACUACAAUUUUCAAAACAGAGACUUCCAUACGGUGUCACAAUCGGUGACGUUUGCAACGCAGUGCGUCAACUUCCUACAGUGACUGCAGUACAGACCAUGUCGUCAAAGGCGUUGGGGUUUGGUAUGAGCUGUGACAUUAAAGCUGACCGGAGAAAGGAGCUCACUGAUGUGAUAGAGAUCACUCUCAGUUCAAUGGAUGAUCGACUGAAAAAGAACAAAAAUGGGCAGGAGUACUCGUUCAUCCAUAUGUUAACCAGGAAUAUCUCACGCGACAUAGUCGAGAAGGCAUCCACCAACGUAACAUUGAUGCGAAACUCUGCUACGUCAAUUCCACAAGAUGAUAGCCUGCCGUUACCACCAAUGACCCAAUUGCUGGGGACCCCAGAUCUGGAGAAGUACUGGCAUCGCAUCCUACUAGGUGUGGUUGAGAUCAAGGUUGAUACGGUGGUGUUGAAAGAAAAAGAGUUCGGUUCACCCAUCUUGGUUCCACUGGCCUGUGGACUCAUCCUCGUUAUGGCUCUAGUUACAAUAUUAUUCAUAUGUAUAUAUGCACAGCGAAAACACCACGAGUUGCUGCUCAAGUACGCACCGAGCAUGCCCCCGAACAAUGAUGUGCCGACUGUGGAGAGCAUAAUGCAUAAACCAGGACAGAGCGGGAAAUCGUCGGCUGCCACUCGAACAAGCCGCAGACUACAAGCGGUUACAGGAUCGACAACGCACGACAAUUCGGUGGCUUUUGAAGGGGCACAAGAAACGGCGGUACAAGGGGCCAAACUAUUAAACGACGUGUAUUCGAGGAACAGAAGGAACGUCGAUGGAGUGAUAGUAUGA
Messenger RNA from Dicrocoelium dendriticum, 3094 nucleotides. Lineage: Eukaryota; Metazoa; Platyhelminthes; Trematoda; Plagiorchiida; Dicrocoeliidae. The record is from the annotation of a GenBank genome assembly.